AUGUCUCAAGGAAAGACCUUCACCCUCAGCACCGGAGCCAAGAUCCCUCUCUUGGGAUACGGCACAUGGCAAGCCUCUCCCGGUGAGGUCGGCCAGGGCGUCUACGAGGCCCUCAAGGUCGGCUACCGACACCUGGACUUGGCCAAGGUCUACGGCAACCAGCCUGAGAUCGCCGAGGCCUUGAAGAAGUCUUUUGCCGAGAUCCCUGGUCUCAAGCGAGAGGAUGUCUUCAUCACCUCCAAGCUCUGGAACUCACAGCACGACCCCAAGCAGGUUGAGGCCGCUCUCGAUGACUGCCUGCAGGAGCUCGGUCUGGAGUACCUUGACCUCUACCUCAUCCACUUCCCCGUCGCUUUCAAGAACAGCGGAGCCCCCAUCGGCCAGGAUCUAUUCCCUCUUACCGGAGGAAACCAGCCCGAUGGCGAUGUCGUCAUCGAUGACAGCAUCUCAAUCGUCGACACAUGGAAGGCCGUGACCGAGCUGCCCAAGUCCAAGGCUCGCGCCGUCGGUGUUUCCAACCACACCAAGGAGCACCUUGAGGCAAUCAUCAAGGGCACUGGUGUCACACCUGCUGCUAACCAGAUUGAGCGCCACCCUCUCCUCAUCCAGCAGGACCUCAUUGACUACUGCAAGGAGAAGAACAUCCACGUUACAGCUUACUCCGCUUUCGGCAACAACAUGGUCGGCGCUCCCCUCCUCUUCACCUACCCCGAGAUCAAGAACGUCGCCGAGCGAUUGACCAAGGAGAAGGGCCAAACCGUCUCCCCCACUCAAGUUUUGCUCGCCUGGGCCCAGGUUGGUGGCCACAGUGUCAUCCCCAAGUCCGUUACACCUAAGCGUAUUGCCGAGAACUUCGAGGAGAUCACCCUGUCUGAGGAUGAUAUCCGCGAGAUCGAGCAAGUCGGCAAGGAGCAGCGCCGAUACAACGUUCCUUACGUCGCCAACAAGCCUCGAUGGAACGUUAACAUCUUUAGUCAUGAGGACGAGAAGCCUGCUACCCACCAGGUUAUUAUCUAA
Fusarium sp. VM40 is the source of this 1017-nucleotide messenger RNA. The record is from the annotation of a GenBank genome assembly. Lineage: Eukaryota; Fungi; Ascomycota; Sordariomycetes; Hypocreales; Nectriaceae.